Scophthalmus maximus (turbot) is the source of this 1961-nucleotide messenger RNA. Its product is annotated as zinc finger protein AEBP2. Gene Ontology annotation, biological process: regulation of transcription by RNA polymerase II. Gene Ontology annotation, cellular component: ESC/E(Z) complex. The record is from RefSeq and is a predicted model, not a curated record. Bases 118 to 1479 code for a protein of 453 amino acids. The transcript is spliced from 8 exons. NCBI's taxonomy places the organism in Eukaryota, Metazoa, Chordata, Actinopteri, Pleuronectiformes, Scophthalmidae.
AAAACCACUGCUGUGUUCAACGCUUGGAGCGGAGAGUGUGGGUGGAGGAGAGGGGGCAGCUUCAGGGCAACUUUUCCACUGGAACGUCACAAAAUAAGGUCCCCGUGUUGUUCAAAAAUGGCCCAAAUAACGAGCGAAGGAGCGGAGCCAGAGUCUCAGCCCAAGCCGGAUCAAAACGGCACCGGUGGAACAGCAGAAACCUGCACAGAGGAACAGGCCAGGCCGGACCCCAAACAGGAACCGGGCGACAACAACGAGAACAGAGCAGGAAUGGAUGUGAACGUUGGUCGUGGUGCGCCUGAGGAACACGGGGAUAGUCCGGCCCGUGUCCCCGACGCCGACAAAGAAGCUGCUUCUCCGACCGAAAAAUCCGACGGCGAUGAGGGGGAGCCAGGCGGUAAACUCUCUGAACCGGGGAAAAGUCCCUUUCAGGGGAGUUUGGCGAGUAGUAUCGAUUCCGCACAAGAGGGUUCCCGGGUGCUGAAACAAGAACAAAGAGAGAGGGAGAACGUGUCCUGCUCCCCGUCCGUCGACCGCACAAAGACCCCCAGCCACGGCACGAAGAGACGGGCCAGUGUGGAGCUGACCUCCUCGGAUGGAGAGCCGCUGAGUCGGAUGGAUUCAGAAGACAGUAUCAGCAGCACCCUGAUGGACAUGGAGAGCACAGCAUCCAGCGGCCGCUCCACUCCAGCCAUGCUCAACGGUCACAACGGAGGUGCGGUGUCUGGGAGUGGCUCGGCACCUCCAGGGGGCAAGUCUAUGGGCUACACAUGCUGCUGGGAUCACUGCCAGAUGCUGUUCCCAAGCAGCCCUGACCUGGCUGAACACAUCAGAGCCACACAUGUGGACGGGCAGAGAGGAGGGGUAUUUGUGUGUCUGUGGAAGGGUUGUAAAGUAUACAACACACCAUCAACCAGUCAGAGCUGGCUGCAGAGACACAUGCUGACCCACAGCGGGGACAAACCAUUCAAGUGUGUGGUGGGGGGCUGCAACGCCACGUUUGCCUCACAGGGAGGACUGGCACGCCAUGUCCCCACUCACUUCAGUUCACAGAGUUCAGCGAAAGUGUCCAGUCAGGGCAAAGUGAAGGAGGAGUCUCCGUCCAAAGCUGGCCUCAACAAGAGGAGGAAACUCAAGAACAAACACCGACGCUCGCUCCCCCGACCUCAUGACUUCUUUGACGCUCAGACCAUGGACGCCAUCCGUCAUCGAGCCAUCUGCCUCAACCUGGCAACACACAUCGAGAGCCUGGGCAAUGGACACAGUGUGGUUUUCCACAGUACGGUAAUAGCCAGGAGGAAAGAGGACACUGGGAAAGUAAAGGUCCUGUUGCACUGGACACCAGAAGACAUAAUGCCAGAUGUGUGGGUGAAUGAGUGCGACAGACUGCAGCAGAAGACCAAGGUGGUUCAUCUGUCAAAGCUGCCCACAGACACAGCUGUACUGCUCGACCCCAACAUCUACAGGAUGUUCUUUUAACAGCUCGCAGAAGCUCUGAUGUCACUUCCUGCUUAUCAGAUCCUGAGAUGGAGGCCAUCUUCUCAACCCUCGUCUCCAUCUCCACGACCCUCUUCUCUUCCUCCUCCCUCUCUCAGAGGAUGCUGGGAGUGUAGUUACUUGUUUGUCCUGGCUUUUUGCAGGCCUUCAGUGUUUUCUAUUCAUUAGGUGCAGAGUUUACUGAGGAUCCAUAGGGCAAUAUGUUGCUUGUUUUAGGUAACACAACUAGACUGAAAACUGACUGCUGUAACAUUAGACAGUUAGUUGUGUAGAGAGAAGCUGUCUUUGUAAAUACUUGAGAUUUGUAAUAUAUUUUUAUACUUUGAAUUUUCUUUUACUCCACUGUAGACUGAUGUCUUUUUUCAGAUAUGUUUAAAUAGAUGUUUUUAAAACUGACAAUAUUGGUCAUGUGCAAAUAGCAUUGUUCUGGUUUGAUAUCAUUAAACUUUUCCAGCCUCCACGUA